Messenger RNA from Pygocentrus nattereri (red-bellied piranha), 2859 nucleotides. RefSeq names its product tetratricopeptide repeat domain 14 (gene ttc14). Gene Ontology annotation, molecular function: protein binding; nucleic acid binding. The record is from RefSeq and is a predicted model, not a curated record. The transcript is spliced from 13 exons. The coding region runs from base 182 to 2308 and encodes 708 amino acids. NCBI's taxonomy places the organism in Eukaryota, Metazoa, Chordata, Actinopteri, Characiformes, Serrasalmidae.
CCGAGGAGCUGAGCAGGUUAGCUUCACGUCUGACAUACGAACACGUAUCCAGCGGCUAUUUCGCGUUAAAGACAGUAAAUUUCAGCCCGUAUGUUUUGUUUGCGAUGCUGAAAAAAACUACAAAUGAACCAUGUGACGGGUGGUAUGUCCAUAACAGAGCGCGGGGGGCCAGUUACUGACCAUGGAUAGAGAUUUACUCAGGCAGUCCGUGUCGUAUCAUGGACCAAGUCUGUUUUCUCUUUUAAAAUGUGAGCAAAGUGAAAAUCCCGACUUUAAACAAGUUGUUGCGGAUCUCUCCAAAUCGGUGAACCAAAGCGAUAAAGACGAUGACAGUCCAGUUGUGGAGCAGUUCAUCGCCAGAAAGGCUGAUCUUCUGUUUGCUCCUUCAUGGAAGUCCACUACACUGGUGGAGGAGGAGUGGCAAGAAGACUUAAGAGAACCGUACGCCAUCAUGCCGCCACUGGAGCAGUUCAUGGAAGUUUCUUAUGAAGAGAGGAGAGAACUUUUCUACAGAGAUGUGGAACGAGGGGAUUUAGUUAUAGGGAGGAUAACAUCAAUCCGAGACUUUGGUUUCUUUGUUAAUCUUCUUUGCACUGCUGGAGACUUUGAGAGGGACAUUGAGGACCUGGAGAUCACGGGUCUCUGUCCCGUACGAGAUGUACCAUCAACUGGAAACCACGAUGAUCCUUUGUCUUAUUACCAGAUUGGGGAUUUGAUUAGAGCCGGUGUGAAGGACAUAGACCGUUAUCAUGAGAAGCUGACCAUCUCGCUGUAUUCCUCCUCACUGGCUCCAAACCUGGACCGCAUUAAACUGGGUGUAAUAAGCAAAGAGGAUCUUCCGCUUCACUACAUCCGUGGAGAAAAAGUGGGCAGUGGCAACAGUGAUGCGUAUGAGAGGCUACUGGACAGCUCACCGGGCUUCUCCAACCCAGCCAACGUGGAUGUUCUGCUCAGAAAGCUGGGAAUUAAUGAUACACGGUCUCCUUCGUUAAUGAGAGGAUUACAGAGUAAACAUUUCAUUGAGGAUGAUUUCGCGACUGCCAUCCGGAAAAAGCAGUCUGCGUCUUGGGCCCUGAAAUGUGUGAAAGCUGGUGUGGAUCACUUCAAAUCAGGACGGCAUGUAGAUGCCAUGAAUGAAUAUAACAAAGCCUUAGAGAUCGACACCAAUAAUGUCGAAGCACUCGUUGCACGCGGAGCUCUGUAUGCAACUAAAGGCAGCUUGAUGAAAGCUAUAGAUGACUUUGAGCUAGCCUUGGAGAGCUGCCCAACACACAGGAAUGCAAAGAAGUAUCUCUGCCAAACACUUGUGGAACGAGGUGGCCAGCUGGAGGAGGAGGAGAAGCUGGUCACAGCAGAAGGGCUUUAUAAGAGAGCAAUAGCCUUGGACGACACGUUUCAGGAGGCAGAUGAAGCGCUGCAGAAGCUUCAGAUGCGCAUCCAGAAAACUCUUAAACUGAAAGCUGAGGAGGCUUCUAGGGAGAAGGAGAAGCAACAGACUGCGGAGACCAGUGCAGAAAAGUUGCGUAAGAUCUUAAAAGAAGAAAAAAGAAUAAAGAAGAAAAGGAGGAGGUCAGACUCCUCCUCUGUAACGUCCUCCAGCUCCGAGUCCUCCAGCGAGAGCUCCUCGCCCUCAUCCAGCCGCAAAAAGUCCAAAAAACGAAAGCACAAGCGACGGCGCUCCUCGCACGGAAGUAAGAAGCGCAAACGGAGAAUUUCGUCUCAAGACAACCGAACGCCUGAAGAAGAGGAGGAGUAUCCGCUUCCUGCCAACACCUCGGCCUCCUUCAUGGACCAGAAACAAGCCCUAGCCAAGCUCCUCGCUGAGGAAGCUGAAGCAGAAGACGGGGGGAAGUCUCAUGGCAAAAGCAGAGGUAGGUGUGACGACGAUCCGUUUGGCCACAGUCCGCAGGCACAGAGCAGCAAGCCCAGAGGUCAGCAUGAUGGUCCCGGAGUGAACGGCCACAAACAUCGCCACAAAUCCGACGACAGCCGCAGCAGCCGUAAGGAGAGUUCUCACGACUUCUCCAGAAGCAGGAAGGAUUCCUCUUCCUCGGCUUAUUCGGAGCACUCCCGCAAAUCUGACCGGCCCCCGAGGGACGAGUCGACGCAGGCCAGGGGCCAGGGCAGCUCAGAGGUGAGCAGAUAUGACCGCAGGGUCAGCAGAGGAAGUGACGGGAGCGAGCGCAGGCUGAGCAGUGGAGAUGGAAGCAGGGCCUCAGAGGGAGACCACAAAAAGGACCUACCUGCUAGUUUACAAGACAUCUUCAACCAGAUCGCCGAGUUUGAGAAAGAGAGGAAGAAGAAAUGAACCGAAGACUGUUGUUCAGUAUUUGAAGAAAUGAAAUGAAUAAAAAUCGGUGAGUGCUUGGCUGACACCUGAUGUGACAGCGCACCACGAUAGUAAACGAACAUUUCUCGCUCCUUUUAUUUUCUCUUCCCAGCGCUCAGAGAUGCUUCCUUGUAAUUAUACAAAGACUGCCGUUGUUUACCAUCAAAGCUUGUGUUUCUGCUUCGGACGGUUUCAGGUCAGAUCUGUGUCUUCAAAUUGAUAAAGAUAAAGGGAGAAGUUUGAGGGUUAAAGCUACAAUCAGUACGUUUUUAUCUUUUGUACGUUGGAUCUUUGCCUUUUUUCUGUCCUCCGCGCAGCUGCUUUUCUAAUUAGUUGUAAACUGUGCAGAUGAGCAAUGCCUUUGCGUUUACACGGCUCUGAAAAUGUACUGAUUGUAUCUUUCUCAUGGUAGAUUAGAUGUAUCUGCUGAUUUUUAACAGACACGCCUUUUGUUUGACCUGUUUUGGGAAUGCAGAAUAUGCAGACUAUGUAUGUGCAUAUCCUAAUAAACUGAAGUUUAUGCCUUUUCA